Molecule: messenger RNA, 606 nt
Organism: Monoraphidium neglectum
Lineage: Eukaryota; Viridiplantae; Chlorophyta; Chlorophyceae; Sphaeropleales; Selenastraceae
Product: cullin 4
Exons: 5
Coding region: 1-606 (201 amino acids)
Biological process (GO): protein ubiquitination
Cellular component (GO): cullin-RING ubiquitin ligase complex
Molecular function (GO): ubiquitin protein ligase binding
Source: RefSeq, a predicted model, not a curated record
AUGGGGGGCGACGACAAGGAGCUGCGGCGGAACCUCAUGAGCCUGUGCGUCGGCAAGGUGCGCGCAUCCGCGGGCGCGGGCUCGGGCGCGGGCGCGGCGAGCGACUGCAGACGUGGCAAGCGGUCGCAGCCAUGGCAAGCGGCUGCAGCCGCGGCAAACGGCCGCGGCCACGCCGGGCGCCGUCCGCCGCACGUGGCCGCGGCGCUAGAUGAGGACCGACGGGGACGGGCGGUGCGGCUGCUGAAGAAGAGCAGCAAGGGGCCAGAGGUGGGGGAGGCCGACACCUUCACAUUCAACUCCGACUUCAGCGACCCGCGCUACAGGAUCAAGGUCAACACGAUCCAGCUCAAGGAGACGCAGGAGGAGGCGCAGAAGACCCAGGAGCAGGUCCUCGUUGACCGCCAGCACGCGAUCGACGCGGCCAUUGUGCGCAUCAUGAAGACGCGCAAGCAGCUGGCCCACAAGCUGCUGGUGGCGGAGGUGCUGGGGCAGCUCAAGUUCUCGCUGACGUCGUCGGACCUCAAGCGGCGCAUAGAGAACCUCAUAGAGAGGGAAUUCCUGGAGCGGGACCCCUCAGACCCGACGCUCUACAAGUACCUCGCGUGA